This is a messenger RNA of Diospyros lotus (date-plum), 653 nucleotides long. Its product is annotated as non-specific lipid-transfer protein 1-like. The record is from RefSeq and is a predicted model, not a curated record. Lineage: Eukaryota; Viridiplantae; Streptophyta; Magnoliopsida; Ericales; Ebenaceae. The transcript is spliced from 2 exons. Bases 63 to 437 code for a protein of 124 amino acids. Gene Ontology annotation, biological process: lipid transport. Gene Ontology annotation, molecular function: lipid binding. Gene Ontology annotation, cellular component: membrane.
CCUGAAUUAAGUACACUUCACCACUACAUAAUAUCCUAGACAAGACGAGGAAAGCAUCAUCCAUGGCACUUAUUCAUGCAAAGGCUGGGUGGGUGGCGGCCCUGUGCCUGUCCAUGGCUGCCGCGCUGGUGCUGGUUGCGCCGCCCCUUGCCGAGGCCGCCAUAUCAUGCGGCCAGGUGAGGUCGACCUUGGCGCCGUGCAUUUCGUACCUGGAGAACGGUGGCGCACCCACCGGAAAAUGCUGCAGCGGCGUCGCCGCCCUCAACAACGCCGCCAAGACCACGCCCGACCGCCAGCAAGCCUGCAAGUGCUUGCAGCAGGCCGCCGUCUCCAUCCCCGCCAUCAAGGAGAACUUCGCCGCCGCCCUCCCCGGUAAAUGUGGCGUCAGCAUUCCUUACAAGAUCAGCCGCUCCACCAACUGCGCCGCUGUGAAGUGAGACUCAAUUGUGGUGGGUCCGCGGGUGUUAUAGAAGGUAUUCGACUACUUUCACACCACUCAAUUGAGAGAGAGAAUAAGAGGAGCUGGGAUUCGACUACUUUCGAAUCUCUUUUGUACUUUUAGCUGUUUGUGCGUCGUCCAGUCAGUGUCUGUAUGUAAUAAAUAAUAUACCUAUAAAAAUCUAUGCAGCUUUGCUAAUGGUUGCUUAAUCUCU